AUGCACAUAUUGACACACACCGGCACGUACUGAAAACGUUAGAAACCAAUUGAAAAACCCUAUCGACAAACUCUGCUGUGCCACAUAUUCACUUUCUUUUCUAACUCUCAUAUUAACAAAGAGCCCUCUCGCCCUGCUCCCCCCUCUUCCUCCGUCGUCCCCUGGCCCAGGCCCAUGGCCACGGUGCUGGAGCCCGGCUCGGGGCCCGAGGUGUGUGUGUCGGUGCUAUCGGAGGCGCUGGUGCCCGAGUGGUCGGUGUGCGAGUGGCUGCAGGCCAUCGGCAUGGACAGAUACAGAGACACCUUGGCAGCAGCCGGAUACAGCAGCUUCCCCAGCCUACUGGCUCUCACGCACCAGGAAAUGGACAGGAUCGGAAUCAUCACCCCGUCGCAUCAGGACAUCAUUCUUGCCAGUGUGCAACACGAAAUGCUGUCCCAAAUGCAGCAGUUACAAGACAGGAUGGUUCCGGUCUGAGACCACAUACAGAACCCGAGACUAUUUUAGUUUUUUGUUUUUAAAGAGGAAUGUAAUGUACCUCAUCCAUAUGCACUUUAGAGGAGAUUUACAAACGUGGAGACAGUUGAGAGAAAGACAAACAAAAUAAAAGGAACAAAUAAUAGAAGUCGAACAUAAGAGGAAGAAGAACAAGAGAGCAGCACUUUUGGACGCUACUGUCAUGUUUUGUAAAAUCCUGAUGGGGAAGUGGAUACGCAUCAGCUACUGAAGUAGGAACCAGGGGGACACUGAUCAGCUAGUGAACUAGAACCCAAGGGGACACUGAUCAGCUAGUGAACUAGGACCCAAGGGGACACUGAUCAGCUAGUGAACUAGGACCUAAGGGGACACUGAUUAGCUAGUGAGCUAGAACCUAAGGGGACACUGAUCAGCUAGUGAACUAGGAACCAAGAGGACACUGAUCAGCUAGUGAACUAGGACCUAAGGGGACACUGAUCAGCUAGUGAACUAGGACCCAAGAGGACAUGCAACAGCUACUAAACCAGGACAAGUGUGGACAUGGAUCCACUGCUGAACUAGGACCAGAGGGGACAUGUAUCAGCUACUGAAGGCCAGGACCUGAGGGAACAUGGAUCAGCUACUGAAGGCCAGGACCAGAGUGGACGUGUAUCAUCACUUACUGAAGGCCAGGACCAGAGUGGACACUCAUCAGCUACUGAACUAGGACCCAAGGAGACACUCAUCAGCUACUGAAGGCCAGGACUGAAACCUUGCUCUCUUACUUACCGUUCUUUAAUUCCCCGUUGUAGAAACACCUUUUUAUUUAUUAGUUUUUUAAACAAAGGCUGACGUGUAAGACUGUGUAUAGAGAGAAUGGCCUCCGACUUUUUUUUUCUGUUGCUGCUUGUUACUUGACUUGUAAAAAAAAAACUAAGCAAAUCAAAUUAUUCUUUUAAAUUGCUCGUCAUUUCCAUGUGUGUAUGUGUGUGCCUCAAGUGUUUGUGUGUGUGUGUGUGUGUGUGUGUGUGUGUGUGUGUGUGUGUGUGUGUGUGUGUGUGUGUGUGUGUGUGUGUGUGUGUGUGUGUGUGUGUGUGUGUGUGUGUUCUUGAGUAGGUGGGUGUGCACGUGUGCAUGUUUGCGAGUGUGCAUGGGUGCCUGUGUUCGUCCAGUGUGUGUGUGCGUGCGUGUUCCUGAGUAGGUGUGUGUGUACGUGGGUGCCUGUGUUCAUCCAGUGUGUGUGUAUGUGUGUGUGUGUGUGUGUGUGUGUCUGUGUGUGUGAGCGGUGUACAGGAUGUGCAUGCACGCAAAUGGUUACUCCCUUGCCGUGUCAUUAGCAAAUCGUAGAAUAUUUUAAAUAUGCAAAUGUGCCAGAGAGAAUGGAGAGGGCUGCAUCAGUGCAACAAUCCAAACUCUCACUAGUUCCACUCUGGAGUGAGGAAGCAUACUGAGGAAUGGUAUGAUGUCAUCCUUAAAAAGUGUAUAAAGAUUGUACUUAUUACUACUAUUUCUUGAUUAGGCAUUUAGACUAGACGGUUGUUCAUCUGUCAAUUGCACAUGUCUGUUUCUUUUUAUUUAUGCUCUUUACGCUCUCUUUUUUUUUACGUAGUUUGUAAAUUGUAAAAUAACCGAGCACUGAGAAAUUGUCAUUGUUGCCAUGUUGCAUUGCAAUAAAUACCAAAACCUA
Molecule: messenger RNA, 2140 nt
Organism: Gadus macrocephalus (Pacific cod)
Lineage: Eukaryota; Metazoa; Chordata; Actinopteri; Gadiformes; Gadidae
Product: ephrin type-A receptor 4-A-like
Exons: 2
Coding region: 175-474 (99 amino acids)
Biological process (GO): axon guidance; negative regulation of axon extension
Cellular component (GO): neuron projection
Molecular function (GO): protein binding; transmembrane-ephrin receptor activity
Source: RefSeq, a predicted model, not a curated record